AUGCGUGGCACCAGGUGGGUAGUAGAUAACAAAUUAGACCAGCUCAAGUUUGCUAGGCAAAAGACAGCCUACUGUUACUUCUCUGUUGCCGCAACACUUUCAUCUCCUGAAUUAUCGGACGCGCGUAUUUCGUGGGCCAAAAACGACAUCCUUACUUCAGUAGUUGAUGACUUUUUUGACGUUGGUGGUUCUAUCGACGAAUUGUCCAAUCUGAUUCAAUGUGUUGAAAAGUAUAACCUUGUUCCAUAUUUACGUGAUUUUCUUAAUUAUUUUGAAUUUUUAAAGGAUUUUAUGCAAUCUGUUGGAUUGGAGACACAGCUUUCAAAUGUAUCGUUUGCAUUAGGCCCGAUUGUACUGCCCGCUAUUUACUUUGUGGGGCCCAAGUUGUCGGAGGAGAUUGUCGAAAGCUCUGAGUAUCAUUAUCUAUAUAAGCUAAUGAGCACUCUGGUUCGGCUUCUGAAUGAUAUACAUAGCUUCAAGAGAGAAUAUAAGGAAGGAAAACUAAAUGCUGUAGCGUUGCAACUGAGUAAUGAGGAAAGUGGGAAUGUGGAAGAAGAGGUGGUAAAGGAGAUGAUGACGAUGAUAAAGAACAAGAGGAGAGAGAUGAUGAAGUUAGUUACGGAAGAAAAGGGAAGCAUUGUUCCUAGAGCUUGUAAAGACGCGUUUUGGAACAUGUGUAACGUGUUGAAUCUUUUUUAUGCGAAGGAUGAUGGGUUUACUGGAGACGCGAUUCUUGGUAUUGUGAAGGACGUCAUUUACGAGCCAUUGAGUUGAUUGGAAGUGAAGAACAAAUGUAAAUCAAGUUUGAAAAUCAUGCUUUUGAUGGGGGUGCUGUACUAUUGUCGUAUGUCAUGGCAGGAGAUAAAUAAAAGCAAAGCAUGAGUAACGUUUGUGCUUUUCAUUGUCAUUUUGCUUUUCAUUGUCAGAUCGAGUGACUUAAUCAGUGAGAUUUUGAUCAGAUUUAAGUUUAUAGUAGUGCACAUUUUGAAUA
This is a messenger RNA of Helianthus annuus (common sunflower), 991 nucleotides long. RefSeq names its product ent-kaur-16-ene synthase, chloroplastic. Lineage: Eukaryota; Viridiplantae; Streptophyta; Magnoliopsida; Asterales; Asteraceae. Gene Ontology annotation, cellular component: chloroplast. Bases 1 to 774 code for a protein of 257 amino acids. Gene Ontology annotation, molecular function: magnesium ion binding; terpene synthase activity. The transcript is spliced from 4 exons. The record is from RefSeq and is a predicted model, not a curated record. Gene Ontology annotation, biological process: gibberellin biosynthetic process.